UGUCUUUAAGGGUAGCACACACACACCAGACUAAAGAUCACUUUCGUCUGAUUGGCUGUCUCUCUACAAAGGGAGCCGCUAGUCUUCUGCCCACCCACUGUUUAUAGCUCUCCUCUAUCAGAAGUUCAGAACUUCCUUCCUUCCUUCCAGUGAGAGUAGUCUAUUCAUCUAGAGCACCAGGACUCAUCAUGGCAGCUAAUGAUUACCGAGGCUACCUGAGGAACCACGCCGACAUGGAGGGCGCUCAGCCCCGCUACCACCCGUCCCAUGGCUCGGAACCGACCUAUAGACCUUUUAUAUUCGUUACUCUGGCUAUUAUGGGAUUGCUGCAGAUUGCAUCGAGUGUGGCGAUCUUGUUACACUUGACAGGUUAUCUCCAAGAGGUCGAUCUCUCCUCCGCCCCGCAGCAGCUAAUGGAGGAAGUGCAGAUGGAACCCAUCAUGUUCGACGCCCUGAAGGACCCGAGGAAAGGCAGACAACGCUGCAAGAACCAGGGGAGGGAGAUGCUUCCGUCAGCUCAUCUACCAAUCAGAGCAACUAUGGACUACGUGAAGAAAGGGGAGCUGAGAGCAGCUAUGAUCCAUUGGGACGAGGCGCAGGGCCACCUGAAGAAGAUGCGUUACCAUGACGGCCGUCUCCUGGUGGACGAACCAGGCCUGUACUCCGUCUACGCCAAGACCUGUUUCCGCUACUACGACCUGGGACCUGAGACAGAGCCCGGCGGUGCCCCUGAACACGCCAUCGCCACGCCCCAGGCCGUGGACGUAAGCAACGCCCAGCUCAUCCAGUACAUCUCCCACGAGAAACACACAUCCCUGCCCAGCAAGUCUGUGGUGCUGAUGAAGACAGGCAGCACCAUGCACUGGAAUAACUCUCAGUAUAACAUGUACUGUGCCCAGCAGGGCAGGGGGGUGAUGCUACAGCAAGGGGAUGGACUGUUUGUUAAUGUGUCCAAUGCCUGGAUGCUGGAUCCUGAACCAGAGGGGACGUACUUUGGGGCGAUCAAGAUAGGGAACUGAAACCGCGUACAGAGGAGGAGGAGGAUGUGCUACUGAACGUUCUGUAGACGUAACUGCCAAAGAACCACUGAGAGAUAGACAGAGCACUUGUUGUAUGUAAGAUUACUGAAUUUGUAUUUGAUUUGUUUUUGUUUUUUAUUGAAAGGAAUGGGCUAUGUUGCUCUUCACCAGAUAGAGAAUUAAGAUACGCAGUCAUUUAGGUGAGGUGUUAUGGAUACCUCCGGUCACUCACUAGGCCUUCAACAAAUCCCAUAUGCCGUUCAUACACUUAACCUGUUCCUUAUGGUCCAAAACGGCACUGGAUGCUUUUUAGUUUAACAUUUUACACAGUUGAUAGUUAUCAACCAUUUUAGAUUGUUGAUAUUUGUCAUUCCAGGGAGCACUUUUGAAAAAUGUUUUUAGAAUGUUUUUCCAAGCAUAGCAGUGUGAAUUCUAUCUUCUGUUUAUCAACCGACACAAAGUCAUUCCUCAUCGCUAGUCUGGCCCCUCAUAGUUUACAUAACAUUGUCAUCGUCUUCAACAGAAGCACAACUGGGGUAUUUUGUUUAUAACUGAGGAGAGUUUCCACCAGUGAACUCUUUAGUACACACUUAGAAAAAAGGGUUCUUUGGCUGUCCCCAUAGGACAACCCUUUUUGGUUCCAGGUAGAACCCUUUAAAAGUGCUAUCUAGACCCUAAAAGGGCUUUUCGGCUGUCUCCAUAGGAGAACCCCUUUGGUUCCAGGAAAGGGUUCUAUGUGGAACUCAAAAGGGUUCUACCUGAAACCAAAGGGGUUCUUCAAAGGGUUCUCCUAUGGAGACAGCCGAAGAGCCCUUUUAGGGUCUAGAUAGCACUUUUAUUUUGUUCUUAUUUUUUGUACCCGCUUUUUCUCCCCAAUUUCAUGAUAUCCAAUUGGUAGUUAAUGUAAAUGUAAAAUGUAGUUACGAUCUUGUCUCAUCGCUGCAACUCCCCAAUGGGCUCGGAAGAGGCGAAGCUCGAGUCAUACGUCCUCCGAAACAUGACCCUUCAAGCCAUGACCCUACACCUGCUCGCUUAACCCAUAUGUCAGCCGCA
Coregonus clupeaformis (lake whitefish) is the source of this 2072-nucleotide messenger RNA. Its product is annotated as tumor necrosis factor ligand superfamily member 11. Gene Ontology annotation, cellular component: membrane. Gene Ontology annotation, biological process: immune response. The record is from RefSeq and is a predicted model, not a curated record. Gene Ontology annotation, molecular function: tumor necrosis factor receptor binding. The transcript has 4 exons. The coding region runs from base 189 to 1019 and encodes 276 amino acids. NCBI's taxonomy places the organism in Eukaryota, Metazoa, Chordata, Actinopteri, Salmoniformes, Salmonidae.